This is a messenger RNA of Sorex fumeus (smoky shrew), 501 nucleotides long. It is a transcript of the gene RPL22L1, whose product is annotated as ribosomal protein L22 like 1. Gene Ontology annotation, cellular component: ribosome. The record is from RefSeq and is a predicted model, not a curated record. The transcript is spliced from 4 exons. Bases 49 to 414 code for a protein of 121 amino acids. NCBI's taxonomy places the organism in Eukaryota, Metazoa, Chordata, Mammalia, Eulipotyphla, Soricidae. Gene Ontology annotation, molecular function: RNA binding; structural constituent of ribosome. Gene Ontology annotation, biological process: cytoplasmic translation.
GCCGCGCGCGCGCGCACUUCCUCUUGGAGCGCGUGGGGAGCGUCCAACAUGGCGCCGAAAGACAAGAAGCCUAAGAGGGCAACCUGGAAGUUUAAUUUGGAUCUUACGCAUCCUGUAGAAGAUGGAAUCUUUGACUCGGGAAAUUUUGAACAGUUUCUACGAGAGAAAGUUAAAGUGAAUGGAAAAACUGGAAAUCUCGGGAAUGUUGUUCACAUUGAACGCCUGAAGAAUAAAAUCACCGUUGUUUCUGAGAAGCAGUUCUCUAAAAGGUACUUAAAAUAUCUUACCAAGAAAUACCUUAAGAAGAACAACCUCCGUGACUGGCUUCGUGUGGUUGCGUCUGACAAGGAGACUUACGAACUUCGCUACUUCCAGAUCAGUCAAGAUGAAGAUGGAUCUGAGUCUGAGGAUUAGUUUCUGUUUUUAAACUGAAGUGAUACAAGACAAAGAAGACCUAGAAAUGGACUUGUGGUUUGUUGGUAAAUAAAAGAUGUUCUUGAA